This is a messenger RNA of Pan troglodytes (chimpanzee), 1614 nucleotides long. RefSeq names its product deoxyribose-phosphate aldolase (gene DERA). Gene Ontology annotation, molecular function: deoxyribose-phosphate aldolase activity. Gene Ontology annotation, biological process: deoxyribonucleotide catabolic process; carbohydrate catabolic process. The coding region runs from base 118 to 1074 and encodes 318 amino acids. The record is from RefSeq and is a predicted model, not a curated record. The transcript is spliced from 9 exons. NCBI's taxonomy places the organism in Eukaryota, Metazoa, Chordata, Mammalia, Primates, Hominidae. Gene Ontology annotation, cellular component: cytoplasm.
CCGCCCCGGGAGCGGGCAGGGGCGGGGCGAGCGCUCCAGCUGGCGGGAAGGAGGAAGGGCCGGGUGCGGCGCAGAGGCGGGCGCCUACCAGCCGGCAGCUCCGGAGCUGCCCGCGCCAUGUCCGCGUACAAUCGGGGCACCGAGCUCGACCUUAGCUGGAUCUCCAAAAUACAAGUGAAUCACCCGGCAGUUCUGAGGCGUGCGGAACAAAUCCAGGCUCGCAGAACCGUGAAAAAGGAGUGGCAGGCUGCUUGGCUCCUGAAAGCUGUUACCUUUAUAGAUCUUACUACACUUUCAGGUGAUGAUACAUCUUCCAACAUUCAAAGGCUCUGUUAUAAAGCCAAAUACCCAAUCCGGGAAGAUCUCUUAAAAGCUUUAAAUAUGCAUGAUAAAGGCAUUACUACAGCUGCCGUUUGUGUUUAUCCUGCCCGGGUGUGUGAUGCUGUAAAAGCACUCAAGGCUGCAGGCUGUAAUAUCCCUGUGGCAUCAGUGGCCACUGGAUUUCCAGCUGGACAGACUCAUUUGAAGACACGAUUAGAAGAGAUCAGAUUGGCUGUGGAAGAUGGAGCUACAGAAAUCGACGUGGUAAUUAACAGAAGCUUGGUGCUGACAGGCCAGUGGGAAGCCCUGUAUGAUGAGAUUCGUCAGUUUCGCAAGGCCUGUGGGGAGGCUCAUCUUAAAACUAUAUUAGCGACAGGAGAACUUGGAUCUCUUACUAAUGUCUAUAAAGCCAGUAUGAUAGCAAUGAUGGCAGGAUCAGAUUUUAUUAAGACCUCUACUGGAAAAGAAACAGUAAAUGCCACCUUCCCGGUAGCUAUAGUAAUGCUGCGGGCCAUUAGAGAUUUCUUUUGGAAAACUGGAAACAAGAUAGGGUUUAAACCAGCAGGAGGCAUCCGCAGUGCAAAGGAUUCCCUUGCUUGGCUCUCUCUUGUAAAGGAGGAGCUUGGAGAUGAGUGGCUGAAGCCAGAACUCUUUCGAAUAGGUGCCAGUACUCUGCUCUCGGACAUUGAGAGGCAGAUUUACCAUCACGUGACUGGAAGAUAUGCAGCUUAUCAUGAUCUUCCAAUGUCUUAAAUUAGUCACCAGUUCCAGAAAAGUUCUUUACGGCAACGUUUAAAAAUUAUUUUUCUACGAAAUUGCUAAAAUUAUUUAAUUAAAAAAUUGGGCAGUAGGUAACUGGCAUUCCUCUCUUUAAAAUUUCUACCGAACUUAAUGGAAUGGAAAAAGCAAACUCAUCCACAUGUGGUACUCAUUUCAGGCACAUCUGAAAUGAUCUUAAUUACUAGAAGAUCUGCACUAUUAACUUUGUGAAGAGUUUCUCCUAAAAACUUUAAGUAAAAUGUUAAUGGUAGCUUUGAUAACAUCAAAUUCUAAGGGAGAAAAAAACAAUAUUAAACCGCCCAAGCAGUGUGCCCUAGCAGAGGAAAAUGCAACGUCUCGCAAGUGCUGCUGUAACGACUUCAGGAGUCACUGAUUCAGCACUAAUUUCCUGCCGUGAAAACUCAUCUUUCAUUUUUGCUGUGAAUUGGCACUUUUAUUAAUUGUUGUCCUAAUGAAAUUUCUGGCAUUGUCAUAUACAACUAUGAAUAUCAUUAAAAUUUUUAAAAUAAUAAA